AUGCUACAGCUGUGGUCGCCUCAAAGACGCUUGCAAACUUUCUAUACCUCCUCCACACUGCCCAGUGGUUUAGAGAGCUCAAUUUCCAACUCUCCAGUCAAGCUUGCAGAAGCAGGGUUCAUCCGUAAACCCAAUGUUGCUUCAGAUAAAGUUGAGUGCUUGUUUUGUGGAGCAAAAUACAGUGGUUGGGCUGGUGAAUCUCCAGCAGCAGUGCAUCGUAUCCUGAAUCCAAAAUGUAUCUUUCUGAACACACCACCAGUUUCUUCACUCACGGAUGCUUCUUUAUUAACUGGACAUGAAAACAGUGCUGAUAAUGAGACAGUUAGAAAUAUGUUACGUCUAAGUGUUCGCAGUUCACCAGGUUUUAUUGAUAUUCAACAUCCAUUUCUGCCUAAGCAAGGGGGUUAUGACAUGUUGUUUGAAAGUCACAGACUGUUAACAUUUAUUCAUAAAGAUUUAAUUUCAACACAUGCUGAACUGUACGCUGAAGCAGGUUUUGUAUAUAACAUCACCUCUAAAAGUGUCUUUUGUGUGUUCUGUAAUUUGGAAUUGGACUUUCAGCCCACUAGCAGGUUUUCCUUAGAAAACACACACGAUGAAAAAUCUCCAGAAUGCCCUUUUGUGAAAUUGUUUGAUGUUGGUAAUAUUUCAUUGGAAGUCGAGCGUAAAGUCCGCGAAAAAGAUGCUGAAAAUGUUGAGUGCGGUGCUGAAAAUAAUACUGAAGUUAACUAUGCAAUCAAGCACCCUGAAUAUGAGGAUGAGUUAGUUCGUGUGGGAACUUUCUCAACCUGGCCGAAGUGGCUAGCUAAAGCAGUUCCUGGCAUCACCAUGGCCAAAUGUGGAUUUUACUACACAGGAUUUAGUGACAAAGUGGUUUGCUUUACUUGUGGUAUGGGCCUGAGUGAUUGGUCACCUGAGGCUGACCCAGCAGUCCAGCAUGCUAAAGCAUCUCCACAGUGCAAAUUUUUGCUGCAGUCACAAGGCAAAGAGUUCAUUGAUAGUGCACAAAUUGUAGAGGUAAAACCACUAUCUUCGUUUCACAUUUCUAGUCAACUGGAUGC
Messenger RNA from Candidula unifasciata, 1061 nucleotides. The record is from the annotation of a GenBank genome assembly. Lineage: Eukaryota; Metazoa; Mollusca; Gastropoda; Stylommatophora; Geomitridae.